AUGUUUGAUAGUCAUGAACACUCUGGGUUCGACUAUAUCGAGGUUUAUCUAUUACUCUUCCAGGCUCAACAUCAAGUUGGUGAAACAACGGAAGUAGAUAAAGUUGAUGUCGUGGACGAGGAGGAAGAAGAAACUAAGGCCAUAGUUGAUCAAAUGGUUAAUUUGUUCGGUACUGGGGACUACACUGCACUAACUCCGCUUCAAGACAUAGAUGAGGAGACACUACCAUUGAGGCAUAUGUAUUGUCCUCCCCAACACAUGAAGAACUUGCAAUUGAGUGGAGAUGAUACUUCCUCAGAUGUUUUCUACAAUCCUUCUCAACAAAUUGAAGGUGUUUUGAAAGUGGGAAACCAGUACCGAACAAAAGAAGAGUGCAUGAAAGCUGUAAGAAAGUUUUAUAUGGAUAACUUCGUUGAUUUUUACAUCAAUCGGAACGACGCGAAAUGCUAUGUUGUAGUUUGUCGUAACGCAGAUUGCAAGUUUUGGUUAGCAGCAUCCUAUCGGAAAAGAAGUGAUUGUUGGGUUAUAGGUUCGAUGGAUCCACCGCAUAGUUGCACAACCAACAUCAAUCAGCAAGAUCAUGGAAAACUAAGCUCUCAAUUGAUAUCCCAAGAGAUCUUGCAUCUUGUUGGCGCAGAUCCAUUUGUGAAGGUGAGCACAAUUAUCUCUCAUAUUGUUGCACGGUUCAACUAUACCCCAUCGUACAGGAAAGCUUGGAUUGGAAGAAUAAAAGCUGUUGAGCAUGUAUAUGGAAAUUGGGAAAGAUCUUACAAUCAACUUCCACAAUAUUUACUAGCACUUCAAAAUUAUGUUCCCGGUACAAUUGUAAUUUUGGAGUCACUACCAGCAUACACUCCUGAAGGAACAUGUGUUAAUGGUAGUAGGAUAUUCUCUCGUCUCUUUUGGGCAUUUCAACCAUGUAUAAAAGGUUUUGCGUUCUGCAAACCGGUUAUUCAAGUCGAUGGAACAUGGUUGUAUGGAAAAUACAAAGGAACAUUGUUGAUGGCGGUUGCACAAGACAAAAAUAAUAAUAUAUUUCCGAUUGCCUUUGCCCUGGUCGAGGGUGAAACAGGUGAAGCUUGGAGUUUCUUCCUCAGAAAUCUCAGAACACAUGUUGCUCCUCAACCCAACUUAUGUCUGAUUUCCGACAGACAUGCCUCUAUUGUGAGCGCCUACAACAAUCCUGCUAAUGGUUGGCGCAAUCCUCCUUCUGUCCAUAUCUACUGCAUAAGACAAAUUGCUCAGAAUUUUAUGCGGGAAAUGAAAGACAGAAAUCUCCGCAAAAAAGUUGUGAACGCUGGGUAUGCCUUAAACCAACCAUCAUUCAUGUAUUACCGCGGAGAAAUAAGAUUGUCAAGCGCGGAAGCAUUAAGGUGGGUGGAUAACAUUCCAGUCGAGAAAUGGACAAGGGCUUUUGAUGGAGGAGCCCGAUGGGGUCACAUGACCACAAAUCUAGUAGAAUCCCUAAACGGCGUAUUUAAGGGAACUAGAAACUUACCCAUCACUGCGUUGGUAAGAGCAACCUACUACAGAUUGGGGUCACUAUUUGCGGCAAGAGGCAAAAAAUGGAGCGCUGUUUUGGAAUCAGGGCAAAUAUUCAGCGAAUCCAGUAUGAAAUAUAUGAAGGAUGAAACUUCUAAGGCGGUCUCACAUAGAGUUAGACCAUUUGAUCGUCACAAUUACAACUUCAUUGUUGAUGAGACAAUGGAUCACAACGAGGGUCGACCAAUGGGACACUACAGGGUGGAACUUCAUAAAAACUGGUGCGACUGCGGAAAGUUUCAAACCUUCCGCCUGCCUUGUUCAUAUGUCAUUGCCGCAUGUUCCAAUGCUCGUCACGAUCCAUUCUUGCAACUGUCAGAAGUUUACAAGGUCGUGAACUUAUUUGGUAUCUACAGUAACAGUUUUCCAGUGGUAGCUAGUGAGGAAUAUUGGCCAACCUAUCAUGGAGACACAAUCUACCACAACGAAACUAUGAGACGAAACAAAAAGGGACGCCCCAAGAGCACGCGAAUUACAACUGAAAUGGAUACAACUGAGAAAAUAGAAAGACUAUGCAGAAUAUGUCGUCUUCCCGGGCAUACGAGGACUAAUUGUCCAAAUGUUGGAUCCAGUUCUAGAUAG
Messenger RNA from Lathyrus sativus (Indian pea), 2124 nucleotides. The record is from the annotation of a GenBank genome assembly. Lineage: Eukaryota; Viridiplantae; Streptophyta; Magnoliopsida; Fabales; Fabaceae.